UGCGGAGCCACAGGGGUCUGAAGCACCAGGUCCUCUGGAGCUCACCUUGGUUUGCGUUGGAGCAAGCGGGCAGUGGCAGGAUGUGUGAUCACCUUUGUUUCCAGGAGAGAGGGACACAGACUGCACCUUCUUCAAUAAGAAGGACAUCCUCAAGCUACACGCACGGUUCUACGAGCUGGCUCCCAACCUGGUACCCAUGGACUACAGGAAGAGCCCCAUUGUCCAUGUGCCCAUGAGCCUAAUCAUCCAGAUGCCGGAGCUCCGGGAGAACCCCUUCAAGGAGAGGAUCGUGGAGGCCUUCUCUGAGGAUGGUGAGGGGAACCUCACCUUCAACGACUUUGUGGACAUGUUCUCUGUGCUCUGUGAGUCAGCUCCCCGGGAGCUGAAGGCCAACUACGCUUUCAAGAUCUACGACUUCAACACUGACAAUUUCAUCUGCAAGGAGGAUCUGGAGCUGACACUGGCCCGACUCACCAAGUCAGAGCUGGAUGAAGAUGAGGUGGUGCUGGUGUGUGACAAGGUCAUCGAGGAGGCUGACCUGGAUGGCGAUGGCAAACUGGGCUUUGCAGACUUUGAGGACAUGAUCGCCAAGGCCCCCGACUUCCUCAGCACUUUCCACAUCCGGAUCUGAGGGCUCUAGAGGGCCUGGAAGCCCACCAUCCUCAACACUGUCUGCAGGGCUGCGGCCCCGGCUGCCCAGGAGAGGAGCUGUCGCCCUGGGUUUACACCACCAACAGCAAAAAACAACCUAACCAGGGAAGAGGGUAUGAGGUGGUCCAGCCCCAGGCCCAUGGUCCCUCUGUGGGUCCUCUGUCUCCCUGGGAGGGAAAGGCAGGAAACCUAAGGGGAGGUGGUGGGGUCCCACUUGUCUAUGUGCUAGGCAGAUACCCCAGUUGUCCGGUAACAAGCAGGAAAAAAAAAAGAGGUCAGGGUUUUAAGCUAUGCAAUUUACCUCCCAAAUGCCAGGCUGCACCCCGCUGCCACCCUUCCCAAGGCAAAGGGGUGUGAGCAGUGGUCUAAAGGGCUCCAUCCUUGUCUGCCUGGUUUGUGAGCUCCACCCAGGCCGCCUUCUCUAGUGGUGUGGAAUUUGGCUGAUGUGGGCUGACCACAGAUUUGUGAACUCCUGUAGUAAACACUGUCCUUCAUUCUGUGUCUGCUGGUGUUAGGGGAUAAUCCGAGGCACCUGUUUCUGGCUGCUGGGAUCCUCCAUGGACACGGCGCUCUGGUGCAAAGUGAAGCACGGCCUCCCCUCUCCAGGCACUGCCUUUGGUUUCAGCACAGUGCUCUGGGGGGAGACACCUUUCUCGAUCCUCCCACCCUCAGGAGAUAGGGGCUGUCAUGUCCCUGCUUUUCAGAGGGAGAAGUUGUAUAGCCAGGCCGCCCAGAUGUGCUUCAAGUCACGUGUGCCCAGGGUCAGGCAGGAGGGAAGGUUCCUAUGGUCUUCUGUCUGGAGAGGUCAGUCCUGGUCACUACUCCCAGUGGUCACCUUUAUGGAGGUGGGGCAUGUGGGCAAGGGGGAUGAGGAACAAAACAGGAAGGAUCCCAGGCAGAGCCAGCCUGGCCUGAAGGAGUAAGAGACCUGAGCCGUGUCUAGAGCUGUGCCAGUCUUCGGCUCUGUGGGGCAAGGCCACAGGGUGAAGGCCACAAAUCAGACUGGCUAGAUGCAGAGGUCAGGCCCAGGUGGCCUGAUCACACAGGGAUGGCACCCAGCACUCCCUGGCUGGCUGCACAUGCCACCAGCCACUAUGUCCCAGAUUAACCCCAGCAUGAGCAGCCUUUCUAGAGGGCAUUUGCUUAGCAAUGUGGCCCCAAUCUACUGCCCCUCCACCAGAGGCCUUGGUUUCUCCUUUGUAGCACAAAGGAUUUGGGCUGGGAACAUCAGGAUUUGCCUAGCUGUGUCUGAGGCUGGGAUGAGGAAAGCCAGGAGGAGCUGUGGGUGGCUGAGGAGGCCCUGACCCAUUUUAAGGUCAAACUGUGGCUUUGAGGCCAGGCCUUGCUGUCACAUCCCUGUGGCAGGAGAAAGAAGGCAGCUCCUUCCCCUCUUCCUUUCUGCUGUUGGACCUUAAGCCAGAAAGCUGCACAAUGUCCCCUGUCCAUUAGGAAAGUAUCUGUGGCAGCCCAGGUCUGUCACACUCCAGUGAGCUCCGAGCCUGUCCUGGUACACUCCUCUGGGAAGUGGGACGCUGACCCCUGCCCAUGGCCGGUCCUUGCUCUGUGGCCUUUUUCCUCCUCUGCGUGGUUGGCAGGUGCUGGGGAGCAAGACAUACAGGCACACAGGCUGAGGAAGGUCCCUCUGGGCAAGCAACCAGGCUGCAUCUCAGAGCCUGGUCCACAGUGGUUGGUUGGGUUAAGGAUUCCAGGGCGCCUUCCAGUGAGUGGAGAGCUUCAGUUGAUCCCAACACAGUACAGGGACCAGGGAACCCUGGGGCUAGACCCUCUUCAGAACCUGUGCUUCUUGUCUGCAAAGAAGAGCUUCCGGAGCUUGUCAGGCUGCAGGGAGGGAGAAACAUGGGGUUAGGGGGUCUGGGCACUGGCCUGGCAUGGGGCGCAUGCCCGGGGAAAUGAGGUGUAGCUGGAAUAUUCCUGGCUCCUCUCUCAUGCCUCUCCCAGUGCAUGAAACUACCUUACAUGCCAGUUUAGCAGGAAGGAUUCACACUUAUCUGACCACGGAAGGGAUGGGAAGGAAGAGUAUGAGAAGAAAAAGCCUGUAAUUCCAGCACUCAGGAGACUGAGGCAAGAGGAUCACUGCAAAUUUGAAGGUCAGCC
Messenger RNA from Fukomys damarensis (Damara mole-rat), 2766 nucleotides. It is a transcript of the gene Cib2, whose product is annotated as calcium and integrin binding family member 2. Lineage: Eukaryota; Metazoa; Chordata; Mammalia; Rodentia; Bathyergidae. Bases 197 to 631 code for a protein of 144 amino acids. Gene Ontology annotation, molecular function: calcium ion binding. The record is from RefSeq and is a predicted model, not a curated record. The transcript is spliced from 7 exons.